AAAAAGAGGAAAAAAAAAAUGGUCGAGACACCAGCCAGCCAGCAGGAGGGAAUUAGGCAAUUGAGGGGAGGCAGGGAAGGAGGGAGGCAGGCCGCUUCUUCUUCUCGAGUUCUACUUACCGACCUCGUACAGUACAGAUAGAUAGAUAGCUGUGUAUAGUAUAAUUUCAUGAUCUAAUAGGGGAAUACGGAGAAACCCUAAAAGUCAAUCUUCUUUCUUUGUUCCAGAAUAAUACUACUAGUGGUCUUUAGGACAAUCCUCGUGAUCGGUGUGAGAUUCCAGACCCCAAAUCCACGGUCUCCCCUCGCUUUCCUUCCCUCUCCGCUUUCGCUUCCCUUCCCGCAUAGAGAAGAAGAGGAAGAGCGCAAAAGAGAAGGGAAGAGAAGAGAAGAAGAGAGAGAGGAUUAAGAGCAACAAAUAGUAGUGUAUUAUUGAGAUAUAAGAAGGAUGGACGACAGCUGUGCAGUGUGCGCCGAGAGCCUGGAAUGGGUGGCCUACGGAGCAUGCGGACACAAGGAUGUGUGCUCGACCUGCGUUGUUCGCCUGCGCUUCAUCUGCCACGAUCGCCGCUGCUGUAUUUGCAAGACCACCUCCGAUUUCAUCUUCGUCACCAAGGCUUUGGGAGAUUAUACUCGGAUGAUCAACGACUUUUCAGCCUUUCCUUCUGAGCCGAAGGAGGGUCGACUUGGCUCCUUUUGGUACCACGAGGACACCCAGGCUUUCUUCGAUGAUGUGGACCACUAUAAGAUGAUCAAGGCCAUGUGCAGGCUUUCUUGCAGCGUCUGUGAUGCCAAAAUGUUGGACGAGCUGCCCAACAAUGACGCAUCCAGGAGAAGGCCUAGAUUUCGGAGUAUUGAACAGCUUAAGGGCCAUCUGUUUCACCAGCAUAGGUUGGUUAUGUGCAGCUUGUGUUUAGAAGGAAGGAAGGUGUUUAUUUGUGAGCAAAAACUAUAUACUAGAGCACAACUGGAUCAGCAUAUAAGCACUGGUGAUUCUGAGGUGGAUGGAAGUGAAAGUGAAAGAGGUGGAUUCAUGGGGCAUCCAAUGUGUGAAUUCUGUCGAACUCCGUUCUAUGGAGAUAAUGAGUUGUAUUCACACAUGUCUACUGAACACUAUACCUGUCAUAUUUGUCAAAGGCAGCAUCCUGGACAAUAUGAAUACUACAAGAAUUACGAUGAUUUGGAGAUCCAUUUCCGUCGGGAUCAUUUCUUGUGUGAGGAUGAAGCCUGCCUUGAAAAAUUUAUUGUCUUUCAAUCUGAAGCUGAACUGAAGAGGCACAACACAUUAGAGCAUGGAGGACGUAUGUCUCGUUCCAAGCGUAAUGCUGCACUUCAGUUGCCAACUAGUUUUCGAUAUCGACGGAGUAAUGAACAGGAGAAUCGUCGUGGAAGGGGGCGUACAUUUCGGCGUGAUACUUCUGAAACUGACCUCUCUUUGGCCAUCCAAGCCAGUCUCGAGGCAUCUAAUUUGGAUGGCAGAAUUCCAAAUGCUACAUCGUCCAGCGGGAGGGCAUCUGCUUCAGGAGAAAUAAGUGAUGUUGAUCCACUUAUUUCACCUCUAGAAUCAUUAGCUACGACAGAUUCUGAGCAAUCUUCACGAUAUCGUGAGGCCUUGUCGCAGAACUGGAAUGCACCACUUGAAGUGUCUUCAUUUCCCCUUCCCAUGGCUCCUGGUAGCAGUCAGCUGAAGUCGCAACAAGAUGCUUCAAUGAAGAAAAGUAUGGCAGCCCAUCUACGGGUUAAGAACUUAACAAAAAGCUUUCCAAGGUCAUCACCAGCUUGGCCAAUGGCACGGAGUAAACCUGUAUCAGCAGCAGUUUCUCCACAGCUUACUCCAAAUACUGCACCUGGGUUAGCUCUAGUUCUGGCCUUAAUAAGCUGGCUGCAGAUGAUGUCGUGCAUUCCAGCCACAGAAAAUGGACCUUCAUUAUCUACCUAUUCAAGCUCUCUUAUGGCUCGACCUCCAAUGGCUAGUGACACAUAUUCAUCAAAGAACAGGGCAGCUCCGGUAAAAUUAGUUAUUCAGCGUCAGCACCAAACCUUGUUCAUGAGUGGAGCUUUUGACUCUCUAGCUACUGAUUUUCCUCCAGUUUCGGCCACGCAGGUAGGGAAGUUGCCCACUGGUAGCCAAGUCAUCACCAAUGUAGAAGAUGUUCAUAGUGCAAACAAAUCUUUAGUGGAAAGGAUACGCGUUGCUUUGGACUUGAAUCAGGACAAAUUCUCUGCUUUCAAAGACAUAUCUGCAGAAUAUCGUCAAGGUUUAAUAGAUGCAGAGACAUAUCUUGUAUAUGUGGAGCAGUUUGGCUUGACACAUCUUCUUGUUGAGUUGGCUCAACUCUGUCCAGAUGCUCGCAAGCAGAAAGAGUUGAUUGAGACAUACAAUACUAAUAUGGUAAGUGAUUCCACAAAAGAGAACAGAAGAAGUGCCUUCCAUCCCAAAGAUGUUAAUCGUUCAAAGAAAGGAAAAGAUAAGGCUGUCGAUGCUGGAAAUAAUACUGCAAAGGAUAAUUUAGCUGACAGCAUCAUCAGUACAGUAAGGGAACUUCAGUCAAGCUACAAGCCUUCAGAAGAAGUUGAAGUGUUAUCAAAGGAUGGUUAUCGAGCUGCCAAGGGAAAAUCAAAAAUAGCAGUUGAUGAAUCUCAAGGACAACUAUCUUCAACUGGUGAAUCUGCUAUUCCCAAGGGCCAAACUGACUUGCCUGGAUCUAUUAAAAAAAAAGUGGAAAAAGAUGGAAGAAGUAAACAACGGAAGAAAACAUCAAAGUUCCACAGGAUCCGCUUAGGCGAUGGCUCUGCAGCAGCAAUUUUGGACCUUAAAAAUCCAAAUUCUGAUCAAGAUCCAGAUCCAGAUUUGUCUGAGGCUGCUUCAGGAGGGCAAAAUCAUUUUACUGAAGGUGUGCCUGGUCGGGGUGUUUGGCGUGACGGUGGUGGACAGAAGCUUUUUGCAAUGACUUCAAGACAGCCGAAGAAGUAAUGAAAAGGAGGUAGCUGCUGAUGAUUCAGUUGAAAUUUAGUUGUGGAGAACUGAAUCUAUGAUUAAUUUCCUUUUGAUAUGAUAUGUGCUGGGAUUCUACACAGAUAUCUAGGGCAUUUUAUGCAGCAUUUUAAUGAUACAUGGUAACAGUUUUUUUUGGGGAGCGAGUGAGUUCUUCAAUCAGAUUUUGCAUGUUUGGGUUAUUAUAGGUACAUUUUCUUGCCCCUUUUUAAGUUCCAAGAGAGAGUGUAUCAUGUUCUCAGUUGCUUGCAAUUUUGGCCUCAAACCUUGUAGUAGGGUGCAGCUGAAGUAUAUUUGGCAAGUAACAAACAUGGUGAUUUUCUGAAUUGUAUAGGCAAAUUGGAACCUCAUUUUAAAGAUUUUCUUUUUGUGAAAUGAAUUUGGGUGGUCUACCUGUUGCGCGCAA
Coffea arabica (coffee) is the source of this 3400-nucleotide messenger RNA. The record is from RefSeq and is a predicted model, not a curated record. Lineage: Eukaryota; Viridiplantae; Streptophyta; Magnoliopsida; Gentianales; Rubiaceae.